GUGGGCGGAGCCUAGGUGCUGCGGGUAAGCCGUAAAGCGAGAUGUUUUGAGACGGGGAGGUCAUUGGAAAGUGAGGGAGGGACUCUCGUUAUAAACUGGGGGACACCGGAGCGGCAUUAAGGCUGUCGGCUCUGAAGCAUUAAAAGGCCAGCUCUUCUGCAGAGUGGGGAACUUCUUGGUGUUGCGCCGUUAAGCGAGCAGCUCGGAAUGUUGCGUUGGGCGGUGCGGUUGCGGCAGUCGGUGCGGGUCCCCCGCUUCGGCCCCGGCUCGGCCCCCGGGAUGAGCUCCCGGCCGGGGUCCUGCCGUCUCAGGAGGUACCACUCCGGAGGUUCGGCCCGGGUCCGGCCCGUGUGCUACGCCACCGCGGUUACCUGCGGCAGGGGCGGGUUUCUGCAGAGUUACCUGUCCGCACGGAGCUGCCAAGGCAAGCGGCUGUACAGCCUGCCGCCCCACCAGAAGGUGGUGCUGCCCGCACUCUCCCCCACAAUGCAGAAUGGCACCAUCGCUCGCUGGGAGAAGAAAGAGGGGGACAAGAUCAGCGAGGGGGACCUGAUCGCCGAGGUGGAGACAGACAAGGCCACGGUGGGCUUUGAGAUUCUGGAGGAGUGUUACUUGGCGAAGAUCCUGGUGGCAGAGGGAACCAGGGACGUGCCCAUUGGUGCCGUCAUCUGUAUAACUGUGGAGAGCCCUGACCUCGUCCCUGCCUUCAAAGACUACACUCUGGACAUGGCAUCUGCACCCCCCAGCCCAGCAGCAACAGCGGCGGUGGCGGCCCCUCCCCCCCCUGCCGCGGCCCCCCCACAGCCGCCCGGCAGCUCCUACCCCCCGCACAUGAAGGUCCUGCUGCCAGCUCUUUCGCCCACCAUGACCAUGGGCACCGUGCAGCGCUGGGAGAAGAAGGUGGGCGAGAAGCUGAGUGAGGGGGACCUGCUGGCUGAGAUCGAGACGGACAAGGCCACCAUCGGGUUCGAGGUGCAGGAGGAGGGUUUCCUGGCAAAGGUGCUGGUCUCGGAGGGUACCAGAGACGUCCCCCUGGGCACCCCUCUGUGCAUCAUCGUGGAGAAGGAGUCUGACAUCGGCGCCUUUGCGGACUACGUGGAGACUGGGGUGGCUGAAAUCAAGAGCCCCCCUCCGGCCCCUGCUCCUGCUCCAGCCCCGGUGGCAGCAGUACCCCCCCUGUCCCAGCAAUCCAUUCCUGCUGCUACACCGGUGCCCCCAGCGGGUGCCAAGGCCUUCGCCAGCCCCCUGGCAAAGAAGCUGGCAGCCGAGAAGGGCAUCGACCUGGCGAAGGUCAGAGGGUCUGGUCCAGACGGGCGGAUCACCAGGAAAGACAUCGAGAGCUUCGUGCCUCCCAAGGCUGCGCCGCAGGCUCCAGCGGCUGCUGUGGCCCCUGUCCCUGGUGCUCCCCCUGCUCCUGCUGUGCCAUCUGGGACCUUCACCGACAUCCCCAUAGGCAACAUCCGCAGAGUGAUUGCCCAGAGGCUGAUGCAGUCCAAACAGACCAUCCCCCACUACUACCUGUCUAUAGACAUCAACAUGGACCAGGUGCUGGAGCUGAGGAAAGAGCUGAAUGAGGAGCUGAAGGCUGAGAACAUCAAGCUGUCGGUGAAUGACUUCAUCAUCAAGGCCUCGGCCCUGGCUUGUGUGAAGGUGCCCGAGGCCAACUCCUCCUGGAUGGACACGGUUAUUCGCCAGAACCAUGUGGUUGACAUGAGCGUCGCUGUCAGCACAGCCAACGGCCUCAUCACUCCCAUCGUGUUCAAUGCCCACAUCAAGGGCCUGGCCUCCAUCAGCCAGGACGUGGCGGCGCUGGCGGCCCGAGCGAGAGAGGGCAAGCUGCAGCCACAUGAGUUCCAGGGCGGCACCUUCACCAUCUCCAACCUGGGCAUGUUUGGCAUCAAGAACUUCUCCGCCAUCAUUAACCCUCCCCAGGCCUGCAUCCUGGCUGUGGGUGGCUCCGAGAAGCGGCUCCUGCCUGCGGACAACGAGAAAGGGUUCGACGUCGCCAACGUGAUGGCGGUGACGCUGAGCUGCGACCACAGGGUGGUGGACGGCGCUGUGGGAGCCCAGUGGCUGGCGGAGUUCAGGAAGUUCGUGGAGAAGCCCGUCACCAUGCUGCUGUAACCUUCCAGGGUGACGGCCCCCCCACCAGGAGGAGGAAACCGACGGGGGCGCAGCUUGUGGGAUCAGUGUCUGUCUUCACCCCUCCCCUGUCUGUCCCACCCCUUCACCUGGUCAUGAUUUACUAAGCUUUUCGACGGCAGGCGCACACAGAAGCACCCAGUCCUGAAACGGGUACCUUUCAGAUUUAAAGUACAGCUUUCAGCUCUGGAUAGGAAUCCUUGUAUCCAUGUUAGAGGGGGGGGGGGAGGGUUUGAAUAUAUUGGAGCUCCAUAAAUCACUGGUGGAGAGGGGUGGGAAACCAGUUUCAAUACUGGCCUGAACCAGGAUCCCCGACCUGUGCUGAUGUUUGUCUCUCGUUUUAAAUAUUUAUAAAGGCUGGGAAUAAAAAAUUGUCUUGGCUACAGCUUCCAAGUUGAAACUACCCUGAUGGUGGGGUUACAGUGGGAUUUGAGUGCCAAAUUCUGCCAAGUGUUAGAUGGCAAAGAGGAAAAUGCUCAUAUUUGGUUCUUUUGAUUUUUCUCCUCUCCUGUUUCUGUGCUGCCUUCACUGGAAGGUACCUGCUGUGUUAAGCAGGUCUGUCAGGACAGAGCAGAGCCCAUCUCUGCAGUUGUCCCCCUGCUCCAACGGGUGGGUUCAGUCUAAAUGUCUUAUCACCCCACAAGGGCAACAGUCCCUUCCUGACCGCUGAUCCCCCUGACCUUGGAAAGCAGUUUCUGUUGAGCUGAGUCUGGAAGUCAGUCUGUUGGUUAGUGUCCUUACAGAUGGUACUUUUAGUGUGUGGUGCAUUGAAGCAGUAAUCCAGGGUUUCCCUCAGUCAAGCUGACUUUUCUUAAAACUGCACUACUUUGUUGCAACACUUCCAGUUUGGACUUCACGUUUGGUGUUGGGGGGUGUGUAGUGGUCCUUCAGUUUUUUGUUCCCUCAUCUUUGCUGUGCCUAUCUGUUCUCUUUCCAUAUGGACUUGAUGCCUGGAUUGGGAUUGAUCCUAUAAGAACCGAUUUGGUUUCUCACCCCAGAUCUUGCACUGUUACUGCAUUGCUUUUAUUUAAAUGUUUUGAGUGUGAAAGGGGUUUGGAGCGUUUGUCUUCAAUUGUUUAUAAGACGCACGUUCUCACUGGACCUGGUUAAGCUGCUACAGAGGGACUGAAAGGAUGAAAAUUUAUUCCAGCUCACCUACAGGACUUGCUAACUGUCUAUUAAUUUAAGUUCAGAGCUUGUGGGAUAAACCUUUAUCUCUGCUGGGUAACCUAGCUAUUUAAAACUGGUCAGGUGUUUAAAUAAACUUUAUUGGAAUUAGUGCUGAAUUUUUAAUAGCCAGUGUAAACAUGGUGGUACAAAGUUUCAUGGUGGUCAUUGUAUCAUGAGGAGCAAAAAAGGAGAAGCUUAAUAAAAUAAGAGAAUUCAUGGGUAAAUUAUAAAAGUGUAUUUGAAUUGAAUCCAGAAAUGCCUACAAAGCUUGUGCAUCCGUUUUGUGGAGAAGGCCGGAUUUGUGCAUUCUGUGACAAACCUGUGACUUUUCUUCCUGACUUUAACACUCCUUGUAAAUUGUCAAUGCUAAAACCAACAUUUGUGUACCUUGUGACUCGACGGAUGCAACAUUGUUAAAUCCCUGCACAGGACUCAUUUUCACACUGCUUUGUUCUGUGAAGGGUGUUCCUCCAAAGCCAUCAUGCUGUAAAAUGUGCAUCCAGAUCCUGAGAGGCAACACUGCUGUGAGCAGUAAUGAGCCUCUGCUGAGGCCUGACCACAGUCUGCAGCCUAGUACCCUUCCCUUGCCCUCUCGUUGUAAAUACCUACCUGUACCACACCCCACAGGACAGGCGGGACCUAGCCUUUCUUGCUUCAGCAGCUGGUGUCUAAACAUCAAACAACCCAGAAUUCCUCCUGCUGUAUGUGCGCAAUCCAUCCCUUCUCUAGACAUGGGGGGGGAACAAAGUAAUUUGUUCUAUAGCUGUAUCCUGAAAAUACUGGGGUCUGAUUACAAUGUAGGCUUCCAAGCCUGCUCAUAGCAUAAAUACUGAGGUUUAGUAUUUGGCACCUGAACUUCAGUCAGAAUAGUACAGCUUAUAUUAAGCCAGCUGGUUGUAAGAUUUAUCUGUAAAAAAGUGUGAACUAUCCUCUCACCCAGCCUGUCCAUCAAAUGUACUGUUGAUAAUUGCACGAAUUCUGGACUCUGUGUGAUCUCAUUGUUUAUGCUUUUGUAAUCUGAUUCAGCCUUAAAUUUGGCCUGUUCAUAUACUGCGCACAAUGGGUAUUGUAAAAUGGAGAUUAAAGGUUUUCAAUUGGA
Molecule: messenger RNA, 4411 nt
Organism: Lepisosteus oculatus (spotted gar)
Lineage: Eukaryota; Metazoa; Chordata; Actinopteri; Semionotiformes; Lepisosteidae
Gene: dlat
Product: dihydrolipoamide S-acetyltransferase (E2 component of pyruvate dehydrogenase complex)
Biological process (GO): pyruvate decarboxylation to acetyl-CoA
Molecular function (GO): dihydrolipoyllysine-residue acetyltransferase activity
Source: RefSeq, a predicted model, not a curated record